AUUCCAGCUGGUGAUUGCACGGUGCUCGGAUAUAGGUUAAUAGUUGGUUUGAUGUGACGAUAGGCAUUCUUGGAAUAGUUUUCGCUUCAUGUGAAAUUCGUGAACAAUAGAACACGUUUCAGUGGACGCUAAACUAAAGUGCUACUAUAAAAUAAAUUGUGUCGAACAGUGAGCAGAUCAAUAGUUGCAAGAACGAUUUUAAAGUGAAUUAAGUCUCGUUUACAGCGAAACUUAUUGCUGUGUUACCAAGAAGCCGAAAGUAAAUGGUGAUUCAGUACAUAAACUUGCUGUCGGAGGGAUUACCGAAUUAGAGAACUACAACUCAAGAUGGCACCGAACGUCCUCGGUAACACGCUUCUUCUAGCGGAGGCGUGCAUCGAGCAGGAAGAUCAGAACAACAAUCAAAUUAAAACAAACAAAUCAAUCUUGAACGUGCGAACAACCGAAACUCUGGGAAAAACGCGUGUGCAGGCCGAAGAUAUCAAGAAGACUGAGCAGCAAACCACCUCCUCAGUCAGCAGUAGCAGUAGUAGCAGUCGCGCUUAUCCGAAAGUGUUGGUUUGGCGCAACAUAAUCGCCUUCAUUUAUCUCCAUGGCGGAUUUCUGUACGGAACUUACCUUCUUUUCACGUCCGCCAAGUUCAGUACAUUCCUCUUAGCCCUCGCCCUAGGAAUGUUUGGCGCUUUCGGUAUCACGGCUGGAGCCCACCGGUUGUGGUCGCACCGUUCGUACAAGGCCAAGUGGCCGCUCCGGUUGAUACUGAUGCUGUCGCAGUCGUUAGCCUUCCAGAAUAGUAUCUACGAGUGGACGCGGGACCAUCGGGUGCAUCACAAGUUCACCGAUACGGACGCCGAUCCGCAUAACGCACAGCGUGGCUUUUUCUUCUCGCACAUCGGCUGGCUGAUGGUGAAAAAGCAUCCCGACGUUAGGAACCGGGGAAAGGCCGUCGACAUGAGCGACCUAGAGACGGAUGGGAUCGUAAUGUUCCAGAAGAAAUACUAUGCUAUUUUGAUGCCAUUGCUGUGCUUUGUCAUUCCGACCUUCAUGGCGCAUUACUUCCUCGGUGAGACUCUGUCUAACUCGUGGUAUGUGGUGGCCAUCUUCCGCUAUGUACUGUCUUUGAAUGGAACAUGGUUGGUCAACAGUGCAGCGCAUAUUUGGGGAACCAAACCGUACGAUAGGAAAAUUUCCCCAACGAACAGUACCUUCGUGGCGAUUGCAGCCGUUGGUGAGGGAUGGCAUAACUAUCAUCACGUGUUUCCCUGGGACUACAAGACGUCGGAGUUGGGCAAAUACAGUACUAAUUUAACAACGGCUGUCAUUGACUUUUUCGCUAAAAUUGGCUGGGCGUACGAUCUGAAGUCGGUAUCAGACGAAAUGAUCAAGAAGCGGGUGCUGCGAACCGGCGACGGAACGCAUCCGUACAGCCAGGAACGACUACAGGAGCAGAUGGUGGACUACGUUAACAAUCUGGAUCAUGAGAGCGAAAACGUUAUUUGGGGAUGGGACGAUGCGGAUAUGGAUGAGGAAGACAAGAAGGAUGCCACCGUUAGUAAUAAGAUGGAUUGACUGGGUUGUGGGUGUUUCUUUGUGUCGUGUGUAGGAAAAGGCUGAAAUGUCUCGGGAACCGUUUGUUCGGAAGCUUUUCACGUUCUUCGGGAAUUCUCUUUAUGUUAUACACUUUUCCGAGUAGCUGCUAGUAGGAUUAGAUAGUGAUCAGCCAGAACGUAACCGUAGAUCAAAUGAAGUUGUAUUUAUUUGGCGGCUGUGUUGUUUUUGCCUAGGGCAAAAAGCUGCACAACAGAAAACGCGCACUCGGUUGGAUAAUGUAGAUUAGAUAAUAAAUUAGAUACAAGAGGAUAUUUACAAUCAUA
Molecule: messenger RNA, 1874 nt
Organism: Wyeomyia smithii (pitcher-plant mosquito)
Lineage: Eukaryota; Metazoa; Arthropoda; Insecta; Diptera; Culicidae
Product: acyl-CoA Delta-9 desaturase
Exons: 6
Coding region: 328-1569 (413 amino acids)
Biological process (GO): unsaturated fatty acid biosynthetic process
Cellular component (GO): endoplasmic reticulum membrane
Molecular function (GO): iron ion binding; stearoyl-CoA 9-desaturase activity
Source: RefSeq, a predicted model, not a curated record